Messenger RNA from Auxenochlorella protothecoides, 249 nucleotides. RefSeq names its product Histone H3-like centromeric protein cse-4. Bases 1 to 249 code for a protein of 82 amino acids. Gene Ontology annotation, cellular component: nucleosome. Lineage: Eukaryota; Viridiplantae; Chlorophyta; Trebouxiophyceae; Chlorellales; Chlorellaceae. The transcript is spliced from 3 exons. Gene Ontology annotation, molecular function: protein heterodimerization activity; DNA binding; structural constituent of chromatin. The record is from RefSeq and is a predicted model, not a curated record.
AUGCUCAUCCCCAAGCUCCCUUUUGCCCGUCUGACAAGGGAGAUCUCCAAUGAGAUGAGCCCCGAGCCGUUCCGAUGGACGGCUGAGGCGCUCCUCGCGCUCCAAGAAGCAUCCGAGGACUUCAUCGUGCAUCUCCUGGAGGACACCAACCUCUGUGCCAUCCAUGCGAAGCGUGUCACGAUCAUGCCAAAGGAUCUUCAACUGGCACGGAGAAUCCGGGGCCCCAUCCUCGGCGUGGCAUCCUCCUGA